AUCACUGCAGUCAGUACGUCAUCCUGUUACCUCUUGUCAUUGGGGAACGGAGUCGGAGUUAUGUCCAUUAAACCCGUCAAAAAAAGAAGUUUAUUGAUGACAGUGUGCUUUCUACAGUCCGGACAUUAUGCUUCCCCAGGCGGGCAAAGGGUUUGUGGUCCGCAUUCGGUUCUCCUCGUGGCGGCGGCUGUUCCAGGGCCGUUACCUGCUGCUCACUAACACGGUGAGCGGAGGAGGCAUGCUGGCGCUGGGUGACUUCCUGCAGCAGAGCCGGGAAACUCACAAAGACUCGACUAGGAUUCGAGACUGGAACAGGACAGGUCGUAUGUUUGUGGUGGGCUGCUCCAUGGGUCCAGUGCUGCACUUUUGGUACACAUGGCUAGACAGAAGAUUUGUGGGAUAUGCUCUAAACACAGUCGUCAAAAAGGUUCUGGUGGAUCAGAUGAUAGCGUCGCCAACACUUGGCAUGUGGUACUUUUUAGGAAUGGGGGUCAUGGAGGGACGCUCCAUAUCCCACGGAUGGGAGGAGUUUAAAGAUAAAUUCUGGGAAUUUUAUAAAGCUGACUGGUGUGUUUGGCCUGCAGCUCAGAUGAUCAACUUUUAUUUCCUCUCCCCCAAAUUCCGUGUCGUAUAUGUCAACACCGUCACCUUGGGGUGGGACACCUACCUUUCCUAUCUCAAACACAGAGAUGACAGUCAGCCCUCAGAGCUGCUAUCAGACAGCAGUUUGUCAGAUACGCAGCAGAAAGCUCUACCACCAUCCAAACCUCUGGAGGAGAAAAGUGAAUGGUGAAGUCAAAGACAGGCUGCUCUUCCCAAUACAGUUGUUAAAACCUGCUGCGCGUGGACGUUAGAAGUUGUUGUGUUGGGACUCCUUUCUUCCACGUUCAUUUUAAUGGUACUGAAUUCAGAGUAUGUCGGAGUAUUCAGACAUUGUGAUGCGUGUCCUGGGUUUGUGUGGACAUUCCAAGAUUUAAAUAAAAGAAGUGAAAGCUCUUCCCACCGAAAAUAGGAGCGCUGCUACAUAUUCUAUGAUGUAAGAAAUCUAAAAUUUGAUUCUGGUCAGUGUUAGUAACAUUUAAACUGUGUAAAACUAUACUGGCAUUUCACUUAAGGGAAGAGUAUGCAUUAUUCAAACUGCUACCAAAUUUGACUUAAAUUCCCAUCCUCGCGUCUCUACCCAAAGAAACGACCCCCAGCUCACUAAAGUGUGUGCACGCCAAGGCUGCUACAUUGAUUGCUAGCAUGACUUAUUCAUGAUUGAGUAUUGCCAAAAAAAGUGUUCCCGGUUUGAUGUUGUAUUUUUUGGAAUGUACAAUCAAUUAAAAGGAGAGGUGAUCGACUUACCCGAUGACCCGAUGAAAAGGUGACGCCAGCAACAGUGGUUUCCCAAGUCAGCCCUGCAGCCGUUUGCAUAUAGGACACCACCGUUACAUAUGUUUUCCCUUGUUUUGUCUCGGGAUCUGUCCAAUUCAUUAUUUUAAAAAAUUACAGCAUUUUUUAGCAGAUUUGACAAUGAUAAUCUUGAGAUUUGUCAACUGUUAUACAUUUUUGUUCAUUGUAGGAUUAAGAACUUGUUUAUUGGUAAUGCCAUACUUAAGAUGUAUAAACCCCAGUUACAAUGAAGCUGGGAUGUGUAAAAUGUAAAUAAAAACAGA
This is a messenger RNA of Phycodurus eques (leafy seadragon), 1658 nucleotides long. RefSeq names its product MPV17 mitochondrial inner membrane protein like 2 (gene mpv17l2). Lineage: Eukaryota; Metazoa; Chordata; Actinopteri; Syngnathiformes; Syngnathidae. The coding region runs from base 128 to 793 and encodes 221 amino acids. Gene Ontology annotation, cellular component: cytoplasm; membrane. Gene Ontology annotation, biological process: mitochondrial ribosome assembly. The record is from RefSeq and is a predicted model, not a curated record. The transcript is spliced from 5 exons.